AAACAUCCGGCAGGGUGGGGCGGGGCCGGAAGUGAAAGCGGAAGGCGGUGGCUGAAGCGGUUCUGGAGGUUCCGGACUUGGAGUCGGUGCCUCCAGGUACCAUGGGCCGGGCUGAGGCGCGCUGAAGAGGACGCCGGACGCUGAAGGGGCUUGGGGCUGGGCCAUGGCUGGCGCUCGGGCGGCCGCCGCUGCUUCGGCCGGAUCCUCGACUUCUUCGGGCAACCCGCCGCCGCAGGAGCCGGGACUCGGGGAGUUGCUGGAGGAGUUCUCCAGGACUCAGUACCGGGCCAAGGACUGCAGCGGGACGGGCGGCUCUAAGGUUGAGCGCAUCGAGAAGAGGUGUCUGGAGCUGUUUGGCCGAGACUACUGUUACAGUGUGAUCCAAAAUGUGAAUGGGGAUAUCUGUGGCCACUACCCCCAGCACAUCGUGUUCCUGGAGUAUGAAAGUUCUGAGAAGGAGAAAGACACGUUUCAGAGCACCGUGCAAGUGAGCAAGUUGCAAGACCUCGUUAACCGCAGCAAGACAGCCAGGUGCAGAGGACGGUUUGUCUGCCCAGUGAUCCUGUACAAGGGCAAGCACAUUUGCAGGUCAGCCACACUGGCUGGAUGGGGGGAGCUGUAUGGACGUACUGGCUACAACUAUAUUUUCUCAGGGGGUGCAGAUGAUGCCUGGGCGGAUGCAGAGGACAUCACGGAGGAGGACUGUGCUCUUCGAAGUUCCGACACGCAUCUUUUUGAUAAGGUCAGAGGCUCUGACAUCAAGCUGCUUCGGUACCUGUCAGUGAAAUACAUCUGUGACCUGAUGGUAGAGAACAAGAAGGUGAAGUUUGGCAUGAAUGUAACCUCCUCCGAGAAGGUGGACAAAGCCCAGCGCUAUGCCGACUUCACUCUCCUCUCCAUCCCGUAUCCAGGCUGUGAAUUUUUCAAGGAAUAUAAGGAUCGGGAUUACAUGGCUGAAGGGCUCAUUUUCAACUGGAAGCAGGACUACGUUGAUGCCCCACUGAGCAUCCCCGAGUUCCUGACUUGCUCUCUAAACAUUGACUGGAGCCAGUAUCAGAGUUGGGACCUGGUGCAACAAACACAAAACUACCUGAAACUGCUGCUUUCCAUAAUUAACAGCGAUGAUGACAGCGGGCUGCUGGUACACUGUAUCUCAGGCUGGGAUCGGACCCCCCUCUUCAUCUCUCUUCUUCGCCUUUCCUUGUGGGCUGAUGGGCUUAUCCACACGUCCCUGAAGCCUGCUGAGAUCCUCUACCUAACGGUGGCCUAUGACUGGUUCCUCUUUGGGCACAUGUUGGUAGAUCGGCUCAGCAAAGGAGAGGAGAUUUUCUUCUUCUGCUUCAAUUUUUUGAAGCAUAUCAUCUCUGAGGAGUUCUCUUCUCUGAAGACUCAGAGAAGGAAGAGUUUGCCAGCCCGGGAUGCAGGCUUCACCCUGGAAGAUAUCUGCAUGCUGAGACGAAAGGACCGUGGCAGCACCACCAGCCUUGGCAGUGACUUCUCUCUGGUCAUGGAGAGCUCCCCAGGAGCCGCUGGGAGCUUCACCUAUGAGGCCAUAGAGCUGGUCCCUGCAGGAGCGCAGACUCAAGCAGCUUGGAGGAAGAGCCACUCAUCCUCUCCACAGAGUGUGCUCUGGAACCGUCCGCAGCCCUCAGAGGACCGCCUGCUUUCCCAUCAGGGGCUGGUAGAAGCCAAGUCUUCCAGCUCCUCCUCCUCGAACCAUUCUGACAACUUUUUCAGGAUAGGUAGCAGUCCUCUGGAGGUCCCCAAAGCCAGAUCAGUGGACCAUUCCCUGCCCGGAUCCUCUCUCUCCACAGACUUUGGCAGCUGGCAGAUGGUAACAGGCUGUGGCAGUAUUCAGGAACGGGCUGUCCUGCACACAGACUCCUCUCUCCCUUUCAGCUUCCCGGAGGAGCUCCCUAACAGUUGUCUGCUUGCAGCCCUGAGUGAACGGGAGACUCGGCUGCAGGAGGUGCGCUCAGCCUUUUUGGCUGCAUACAGCAGCACAGUGGGGCUUCGGGCAGUAGCCCCCAGUCCCUCUGGUGCCAUUGGGGGCCUACUGGAGCAGUUUGUCCGUGGUGUCGGACUCCGGGGCACCAGCAGCAGCACCUUAUGAAGCAGCCAACCCACAACAGUUUUCUGCUCCUUUCUCACCUGAGCCCUGAGUGGAAUCAAAGCCAUGUCUGGCCAAGGGGUGCUUCAAAGUUGGGGGAAAUGUCCUCACUCCCCCAUCUGCAUCAUGCAUAUGGCAGCCCCAAAGCCGAGGAGGGCCAAGGACAGGGUUCUCCAACCCCUGGCUUCCUGACUGGUGACCACCACUCCUCUCCGUCACUGCCUCCCACCCACCCUACUCUUCGCCGGGAUUCCCGCCAACUCAGAACUGUGUGGGGUUUCCCUGGGACCUUGUGGAGGACAAGACUUCUCGAAAGGCACCUCCCAUCCAUCUUGUUUCCUGGGGAGGAGGGGGUCACCUGCACUGAGAAUAGGCAAUUUGACACAUAAAAUAAAAUCAAAGUCUUUUUGAACAGCA
This is a messenger RNA of Miniopterus natalensis, 2527 nucleotides long. RefSeq names its product myotubularin related protein 14 (gene MTMR14). Gene Ontology annotation, molecular function: phosphatidylinositol-3-phosphate phosphatase activity. NCBI's taxonomy places the organism in Eukaryota, Metazoa, Chordata, Mammalia, Chiroptera, Miniopteridae. The record is from RefSeq and is a predicted model, not a curated record. Gene Ontology annotation, biological process: dephosphorylation.